AUGGGGGACGCGUUCAGGGAGCGCACAGCUAGGCUGCUGACGGACUACCUGGAGUACUGCGCCAGCGAGCGCGGCACCCCCGUGCGGGCGCCGUCCACGCCCGAGGCCGCCGCGCCCGUGGCCGCCUGGAAACAGAAGACCAACCUGCACUUCUUGUCGCAGUACCGCGGCUUCCGCGGGAACCGCGUCGAGCUGGUGGCCUGGAUGGCGCAGGAGCUAGUCGCCAACAACCGUGGCGGCCCCAGCUGGGGCCGCGUGGCAGCGCUCGUGACCUUCGCGGGGACGCUGCUGGAGAGGCCGCCGCGGGGGGCCCUUAGGCGGAAGAAGACGGAGAAUGAAGACGUUAGCAGAGACUGCCGGUUCCUGGUGGCCUUGCUGUGUGCUCAGCUCUCCGGACGGCACCGCGCCUGACUGAUGGCGAACGGCGGCUGGGUCCUGUGUUUUUGCCAGGAGUAUUCCAACUCUUUGAGUUCUUUUGCCACUGGGAAUAGAAUCUGGAGAGGAUGUUUUGCCUUCCCAAAGGGAGCCUGCCUUGAAGAGAAGAGCUCACAGGACAGAGGGACUGCAUUUGUUCUGGGAAGCUGUUACAUGCUAUCUGCCUUUUAUGUAUUUGGGACAACAGUACAGAGACUUUUUAUAUUUUUGUUAAUGCUAAUAAAAUAGGCCACACAAAAAUGAUAAAAACAAAAAAAAUAGCAUUUUUAGGGUGAGAAGUAAAUAAUAUUUAGUUCUCCAGAGAUUAAAAACCUAAAAGACAAGUUCAUUAGCAUACCAUUCUGCCCAGUAGUCAGACAAGCAGGGAGUAGAAGGGCUUUGGGUUCAGGGGUGAGGGGAUUCGUCUAAAGUCAGUUGCUCUUCUACAACGAGGUAUCACCUCACACCAGUCAGUAUGGCCAUCAUUAAAAAGUCUACAGAUAGCAAAUGCUGGAGAAGAUGUGGAGAAAGGGAACCCUCCUACACUGUUGGUGUGAAAGUAAAUUGGUGCAGCCACUAUGGAGAACAGUAUGCAGGUUCCUCAGAAAACUAAAAAUAGACUUGCCAUAUGAUCAUGCAAUCCCACUCCUUGGCAUAUAUCCAGAGAAAACUAAUUCAAUAAGAUACAUGCAACCCUGUGUUCAUUGCAGCACUAUUUACAAUAGCCAAGACAUGGAAGCCAACUAAAUGUCCACUGACAGAGGAAUGGCUAAAGAACUUGUGGCACAUAUAUACAAUGGAAUAUUACUCAGCCAUAAAAAAAUAAUGCCAUUUGCAGCAACAACCGUGAACCUAGAGAUGAUACUAAGUGAAGUAAGUCACAAAGAGAAAUACCAUGUGAUAUCACUUAUAUGUGGAAUCUCAAAUACAACACAAAUGAACUUAUCUACAAAAUGGAAAUAGACUCACGCCAAGACACAUAGUAAUCAAAUUGGCAAAACUUAAAGACAAAGAAAAAUUAUUGAAAACAACAAGGGAAAAACGACAAAUAAUACACAAGGGAAAUCCCAUAAGGUUAACAGCUGAUUUCUCAUCAGAAACUCUACAAGCCAGAAGGGAGUGGCAUGAUAUACUUAAAGUGAUGAAAGGGAAGAACCUACAACCAAGAUUACUCUACCCACCAAGGUUCUCAUUCAGAUUCAAUGGAGAAAUCAAAAGCUUUACAGACAGGCAAAAGCUAAGAGAAUUCAGCACCACCAAACCAGCUCUACAACAAAUGCUAAAGGAACUUCUUUAGUGGGAAACACAAGAGAAGAAAAGGACCUGCGAAAACAAACCCAGAACAAUUAAGAAAAUGGUCAUAGGAACAUACAUAUCUAUAAUUACCUUAAACGUGAAUGGAUUAAAUGCUCCAACCAAAAGACACAGGCUUGCUGAACAUAUACAAAAACAAGACCCAUAUAUAUGCUGUCUACCAGAGACCCACUUCAGACCUAGGGACACAUACAGACUGAAAGUGAGGGGAUGGAAAAAGAUUUCCAUGCAAAUGGAAAUCAAAAGAAAGCUGGAGUAGCUAUACUCAUAUCAGAUAAAAUAGACUUUAAAAUAAAGACUAUUAGAAGAGACAAAGAAGGACACUACAUAAUCAAGGGAUCAAUCCAAGAAGAAGAUAUAAUGAUGAUAAAUAUAUAUAUGCACCCAACAUAGGAGCACCUCAAUACAUAAGGCAACUGCUAACAGCUAUAAAAGAAGAAAUCAACAGUAACACAAUAAUACUGGGGGACUGUAACACCUCACUUACAUCAAUGGACAGCUCAUCCAAAAUGAAAAUAAAUAAACAGAAGCUUUAAAUGACACAAUAGACCAGAUAGAUUUAACUGAUAUUUAUAGGACAUUCUAUCCAAAAACAGCAGAUUACACUUUUUUCUCAAGUGCACAUGGAACAUUCUCCAGGAUAGAUCACAUCUUGGGUCACAAAUCAAGCCUUGGAAAAUUUAAUAAUAUUGAAAUCAUAUCAAGCAUCUUUUCUGACCACAACACUAUGAGAUUAGAAAUGAAUUACAGGGAAAAAACACAAACACAUGGAGGCUAAACAAUAUGUUACUAAACAACCAAGAGAUCACUGAAGAAAUCAAAAAAUACCUAGAGACAAAUGACAAUGAAAACACGACGAUGCAAAACAUAUGGGAUGCAGCAAAAGCAGUUCUAAGAGGGAAGUUUACAGCUGUACAAGCCUACCUCAAGAAACAAGAAAAAUCUAAAGUAAAGAAUCUAACCUUACACCUAAAGGAACUAGAGAAAGAACAAACGAAACCCAAAGUUAGCAGAAGGAAAGAAAUCAAAGAUCAGAGCAGAAAUAAAUGAAAAAGAAAUGAAGGAAAUGAUAGCAAAGAUCAAUAAAACUAAAAGCUGGUUCUUUGAGAAGAUAAAAAAAUUGAUAAACCAUUAGCCAGACUCAUCAAGAAAAAAAGGGAGAAGACUCAAAUCAAUAGAACUAGAAAUGAAAAAGAAGUUACGACACCGCAGAAAUACAAAGGAUCAUGAGAGAUAACUACAAGCAACUCUAUGCCAAUAAAAUGAACAACCUGGAAGAAAUGGACAAAUUCUUAGAAGUGCACAAGCUUCCAAGACUGAACCAGGAAGAAAUAGAAAAUAUGAACAGACCAAUCACAAGCACUGAAAUUGAAACUGUGAUAAAAAAUCUUCCAACAAACAAAAGCCCAGGACCAGAUGGCUUCACAGGCGAAUUCUACCAAACAUUUAGAGAGGAGCUAACAUCUAUCCUUCUCAUUCUCUUCCAAAAUAUAGCAGAGGGAGGAACACUCCCAAACUCAUUCUACAAGGCCACCAUCACCCUGAUACCAAAACCAAAGAUACUACAAAAAAGAAAAUUACAAACCAAUAUCACUGAUGAAUAUAGAUGCAAAAAUCCUCAACAAAAUACUAGCAAACAGAAUCCAACAGCACAUUAAAAGGAUCAUACACCAUGAUCAAGUGGGGUUUAUCUCAGGAAUGUAAGCAUUCCUCAAUAUAUGCAAAUCAAUCAAUGUGAUACAAUAUAUUAACAAAUUGAAGGAGAAAAUCCAUAUUAUCAUCUGAAUAGAUGCAGAGAAAGCUUUCAACAAAAUUCAAAACCCAUUUAUGAUAAAAACCCUGCAGAAAGUAGGCAUAGAGGGAACUUUCCUCAACAUAGUAAAGGCCAUAUAUGACAAACCCACAGCCAACAUCGUCCUCAAUGGUGAAAAACUGAAACCAUUUCCACUAAGAUCAGGAACAAGACAAGGUUACCCACUCUCACCACUAUUAUUCAAUAUAGUUUUGGAAGUCCUAGCCAUGGCAAUCAGAGAAGAAUAGGAAAUAAAAAGAAUCCAAAUCAGAAAAGAAGAAGUAAAGCUGUCACUGUUUGCAGAUGACAUGAUACUAUACAUAGAGAAUCCUAAAGAUGCUACUAGAAAACUACUAGAGCUAUGAAUUUGGUAAAGUAACAGGAUACAAAAUUAAUGCACAGAAAAUCUCUAGCAUUCCUAUAUACUAAUGAUGAAAAAUCUGAAAGUGAAAUUAGGAAAACACUCCCAUUUACCACUGCAACAAAAAGAAUAAAAUAUCUAGGAAUAAACCUACCUAAGGAGACAAAAGACCUGUAUGCAGAAAAUUAUAAGACACUGAUGAAAGAAAUUAAAUAUGAUACACACAGAUGGAGAGAUAUACCAUGUUCUUGGAGUGGAAGAAUCAAUAUUGUGAAAAUGACUCUACUAUCCAAAGCAAUCUGCAGAUUCAAUGAAAUCCCCAUCAAACUACCACUGGCAUUUUUAACAGAACUAAAACAAAAAAAAUUUCACAAUUUGUAUGUCAAUGCAAAAGACCCCAAAUAGCCAAAGCAAUCUUGAGAAAGAAAAACAGAGCUGGAGGAAUCAGGCUCCCUGACUUCAGACUAUACUACAAAGCUACAGUAAUCAAGACAGUAUGGUACUGGCAAGAAACAGAAAUAUAGAUCAGUGGAACAGGAUAGAAAGCCCAGAGAUAAACCCACACACAUAUGGUCACCUUAUCUUUGAUAAAGGAGGCAGAAAUGUACAGUGGAGAAAUGACAGCCUCUUCAGUAAGUGGUGCUUUGAUAACUGGACAGGUAUAUGUAAAAGUAUGAGAUUAGAUCAAUCCCUAACACCAUACACAAAAAUAAGCUCAAAAUGGAUUAAAGAACUAAAUGUAAGGCCAGACACUAUAGAACUCUUAGAGGAAAACAUAGGCAGAACACUCUAUGACAUAAAUUAUAGCAAGAUCCUUUUUGACCCACCUCCUAGAGAAAUGGGAAUAAAAAAAAAAAUAAACAAAUGGGACCUAAUGAAACUUCAAAGCUUUUGCACAACAAAGGAAACCAUAAACAAGACCCAAAGGCAACCCUCAGAAUGGGAGAAAAUAUUUGCAAAUAAAACAACUGACAAAGGAUUAAUCUCCAAAAUUUACAAGAAGCUCAUGCAGCUCAAUAUCAAAAAACAAACAACCCAAUCCAAAAAUGGGCAGAAGACCUAAAUAGACAUUUCUCCAAAGAAGAUAUACAGAUGGCCAACAAACACCUGAAAGAAUGCUCAACAUCAUUAAUCAUUAGAGAAAUGCAAAUCAAAACUACAAUGAGAUAUCAUCACACCGGUCAGAAUGGCCAUCAUCAAAAAAUCUACAAACAAUAAAUGCUGAAGAGGGUGUGGAGAAAAGGGAACCCUCCUGCACUGUUGGUGGGAAUGUAAAUUGAUACAGCCACUAUGGAGAUUCCUUAAAGAACUAAAAAUAGAAUUACCAUAUGACCCAGCAAUCCCACUACUUGGCAUAUAUCCAGAGAAAACCAUAAUUCAAAAAGACACAUGCACCCCAGUGUUCAUUGCAGCACUAUCUACAAUAGCCAGGUCAUGGAAGCAACCUAAAUGCCCAUAGACAGACGAAUGGAUAAAGAAGUUGUGGUACAUAUAUACAAUGGAAUAUUAGUCAGCCAUGAAAAAGAACGAAAUUGUGUCAUUUGUAGUGACGUGGAUGGAUCUAGAUACUAUCAUACAGAGUGACAAGUCAGAAGGAGAAAAACAAAUAUUGUAUAUUAACGCAUAUAUGUGGAACCUAGAAAAUGGUACAGGUGAACUGGUUUGCGGGGCAGAAAUUGAGACACAGAUGUAGAGGACAAAUGUAUGGACACAAGGGCGGAAA
This is a messenger RNA of Globicephala melas (long-finned pilot whale), 5604 nucleotides long. RefSeq names its product BCL2 like 10 (gene BCL2L10). Gene Ontology annotation, biological process: regulation of apoptotic process. NCBI's taxonomy places the organism in Eukaryota, Metazoa, Chordata, Mammalia, Artiodactyla, Delphinidae. The record is from RefSeq and is a predicted model, not a curated record.